UCCUGGUGCGGCUCGGCGCGCGGCCAGCUCUCGAGUUUGGAACGGAACGCUCGGUGUCACGGUCCCCGCCGGGAAACUUUGCCGCGGAACCGCGACCUCCUGGCCCGCGCAGCCCGGCAUGAAGCGGCGCUGAAGAGCUGCCGCCUUCGCGGCCUCCGUCGCCAACGCCGCCAGAGGAGGAGUCGCAAGCACCCUGGGCCAAGCCGAUGACUACUGCAAACUGUGGCGCCCACGACGAGCUCGACUUCAAACUCGUCUUUGGCGAGGACCGGGCGCCGGCGCCGCCGCCCUCGGGCUCGCGGCCUGCUGAUCUUGAGCCAGAUGAUUGUGCAUCCAUUUACAUCUUUAAUGUAGAUCCACCUCCAUCUACUUUAAACUCAUCUACUUUAAACUUACCACAUCAUGGAUUACCGUCUCACUCUUCUGUUUUGUCACCAUCGUUUCAGCUCCAAGGUUACAAAAGCUAUGAAGGAACUUGUGAGAUUCCCGAAUCUAAAUACAGCCCAUUUGGUGGUCCCAAACCUUUUGAGUGCCCAAGCAUUCAGAUUACAUCCAUCUCUCCUAACUGUCAUCAAGAAGUAGAUGCUCAUGAAGAUGACCUACAUAUAAAUGACCCAGAAAGGGAGUAUUUGGAAAGGCCUUCUAGAGAUCAUCUCUAUCUUCCUCUUGAGCCAUCCUACCGGGAGUCUUCCCUUAGUCCUAGUCCUGCCAGCAGUAUAUCUUCUAGGAGCUGGUUCUCAGAUGCAUCUUCUUAUGAAUCUCUUUCACACAUUUAUGAUGAUGUGGAUUCGGAGUUGAAUGAAGCUGCUGCCCGAUUUACUCUCGGAUCCCCUCUGACUUCUCCUGGUGGCUCGCCCGGAGGCUGCCCUGGAGAAGAGUCCUGGCAUCAACAAUAUGGACUUGGACACUCCUUGUCACCCAGGCAAUCUCCUUGCCACUCUCCUACAAGUGUCACUGAUGAGAAUUGGCUGAGCCCUAGGCCAGCUUCAGGGCCCUCAUCAAGGCCUACUUCCCCCUGUGGGAAACGACGGCACUCGAGUGCUGAGGUUUGUUAUGCUGGGUCCCUUUCACCCCAUCACUCACCUGUUCCUUCUCCUGGUCACUCCCCCAGGGGAAGUGUAACAGAAGAUACCUGGUUUAAUGCCUCUGUCCAGGGUGGAUCAGGCCUUGGCCCUGCACUUUUUCCAUUUCAGUACUGUGUAGAGACUGAUAUCCCUCUGAAAACAAGGAAGACUUCUGAAGAUCAAGCUACUGUACUACCAGGAAAAUUAGAGCUCUGUUCAGAUGACCAAGGGAAUUUGUCACCAUCCCGGGAGACUUCAAUAGAUGAUGGCCUUGGAUCUCAGUAUCCUUUAAAGAAAGAUUCAUCUGGUGACCAAUUUCUUUCAGUUCUACCCUUUACCUGGAACAAACCAAAGCCUGGCCAUACCCCAAUAUUUCACACAUCUUCAUUACCUCCACUAGACUGGCCUUUACCAACUCAUUUUGGACAGUGUGAACUGAAAAUAGAAGUACAACCUAAAACUCACCAUCGAGCCCAUUAUGAAACUGAAGGUAGUCGAGGAACAGUAAAAGCAUCUACUGGGGGACAUCCUGUUGUAAAGCUCCUGGGCUAUAAUGAAAAGCCGAUAAAUCUACAGAUGUUUAUUGGAACAGCAGAUGACCGAUAUUUACGACCUCAUGCAUUUUACCAGGUGCAUCGAAUCACUGGGAAGACUGUUGCUACUGCAAGUCAAGAGAUAAUAAUUGCCAGCACAAAGGUUCUGGAAAUUCCCCUUCUUCCUGAAAACAAUAUGUCAGCCAGUAUUGACUGUGCAGGUAUUUUGAAACUCCACAAUUCAGAUAUAGAACUUCGAAAAGGAGAAACUGAUAUUGGCAGAAAAAAUACUAGAAUACGACUCGUGUUCCGUGUGCACAUCCCGCAGCCCAAUGGAAAAGUCCUUUCUCUGCAGACAGCUUCCAUACCUGUUGAGUGCUCUCAGCGGUCUGCUCAAGAACUUCCUCAUAUUGAGAAGUACAGUAUCAAUAGUUGUUCUGUAAAUGGAGGUCAUGAAAUGAUAGUGACUGGAUCUAAUUUUCUUCCAGAAUCCAAAAUCAUUUUUCUUGAAAAAGGACAAGAUGGACGACCUCAGUGGGAGGUAGAAGGGAAAAUAAUCAGGGAAAAAUGUCAAGGGGCUCACAUUGUCCUUGAAGUUCCUCCAUAUCAUAACCCAGCAGUUACAGCUGCAGUGCAGGUGCACUUUUAUCUUUGCAAUAGCAAGAGGAAAAAAAGCCAGUCUCAACGUUUUACUUACACACCAGUUUUGAUGAAGCAAGAACCCAAAGAAGAGGUUAACUUGUCUUCAGUUCCAGCAUUGUCUGUGCCUCAUCCUGCCCAGACCCAGAGGCCUUCCUCAGACACAGGACACUCACAUGACAGUGUACUGUCAACACAGAGAAGCUUGGUUUGUCCCAUUCAACAAACAUAUGCAUCCAUGGUUACUUCAUCUCAUCUGCCACAGUUGCAGUGUAGGGAUGAACGUUCUGGUAAAGAACAGCAUAUGAUACCUUCUUCAGUCAUGCACCAGCCUUUUCAAGUCACAUCAGCACCUCCUGUGGGGUCUUCCUAUCAGCCUAUGCAAACUAAUGUUGUGUACAACGGACCAACUUGUCUUCCAGUUAAUGCUGCCUCUAGUCAAGAAUAUGAUUCGGUUUUGUUUCCACAGGAUGCACCUCUUCCCAGUUUAAUAAAUCUUGGCUGUCAGCCGCCGUCAUCCAUACCUUUUCAUUCUUCAAAUUCAGGCCCAGCAGGACAUCUCUUAGCCCACACACCUCAUUCAGUGCAGACCCUACCUCACCUGCAAUCAGUGGGAUUUCAUUGUUCAAACACAGGACAAAGAUCUCUUUCUUCUCCGGGGGCUGAUCAGGUCACAGGCCAGCCUUCCCCUCAGUUACAACCCAUUACAUAUGGUCCUUCACAUUCAGGGUCUGCUACAACUGCUUCCCCAGGAGCCUCACAUCCCCUGGCUAGUUCAUUACUUUCUGGACCACCAUCUCCUCAACUACAGCCUAUGCCUUACCAAUCUCCUAGCUCAGGAACUGUCUCAUCACCGUCUUUAGCCACCAGAAUGCAUUCUGGACAGCACUCAACUCAAGCACAAAGUACAGGCCAGGGAGGUCUUUCUGCACCUUCAUCCUUAAUCUGUCACAAUUUGUGUGAUCCAGCUUCAUUUCCACCUGAUGAAGCAACUGUGAACAUUAAGCCUGAACCUGAAGAGCAAGAGCCUAACUUUUCAACAAUUGGUCUGCAGGACAUCACUUUAGAUGAUGACCACUCCUUUCUGGAGAAUCUAGAGGUGAACGAGAUAAUUGGGAGAGACAUGUCUCAGAUUUCUGUUUCCCAAGGAACAGGGGUGAGCAGGCAGGCUCCCCUUCCAGGCCCUGAUUCCCUGGAUAUAGGAAGAUCCGAAGGCCUCUGACAAGAGUUCACUGCAGCCUUGUGUCCACCACCACGUACUUCUCAGCAUGUUUCUCUCCUUGGACCUUGGGUUUCCAACUCUGUGGCCAUCAGGACUGGCACCGGGAGUUGGGGUCACCGUAUGUGGGGAAAGCAGCAUUCCUCCACCUCAGACCUUGGGUAGAUUUUGUAAAAGAACAGGAGCAGCAUAGACUGAGCUUUGGGGAAAUAAGCUUUGCUUUUUAUAUUUAAAUAGGAUACUUUUAUAUGAUGGGUGCUUUGAGUGUGAAUGCAGCAGGCUCUCCAUUUCAGAGAUGCUGCUUUUGCAAGUGACCUGGUUGCUUAGCUAUGAUUGGUGAUUUUACUCCUUUAUGGUCAUUUGAAGGACUCUUUAGCCUUGAUGAUAUUUUUAAAGUAGGAACUUUUGAUAAAACCUUCCAGAGGCAAACAAAGAAAAAAAAAUUCUCCUA
This is a messenger RNA of Mustela lutreola (European mink), 3906 nucleotides long. RefSeq names its product nuclear factor of activated T-cells, cytoplasmic 3-like. Gene Ontology annotation, biological process: calcineurin-NFAT signaling cascade; regulation of transcription by RNA polymerase II; cytokine production. Gene Ontology annotation, cellular component: transcription regulator complex. The record is from RefSeq and is a predicted model, not a curated record. Gene Ontology annotation, molecular function: transcription factor binding; DNA-binding transcription factor activity, RNA polymerase II-specific; RNA polymerase II cis-regulatory region sequence-specific DNA binding. NCBI's taxonomy places the organism in Eukaryota, Metazoa, Chordata, Mammalia, Carnivora, Mustelidae.